AUGACCACUAUACUCCUCCUCAUCUACCUCUUCACAAUAACCACCUUUCUCCACCCAGGAUGGGCCCAGACCAACCAGCGAACACCUAAUAACCUCUGUUCAACCCCCGGCACCCACUACUGCACGCACAGCUCCCUCCACAGCCCAGAAAUACUCUCCUGCGUGACACGCACCCGAGCCGAGCUCCGCUCUUGCAAUGUCGAAUUGGCGCGUAUCAUACCCAAGGGAUACGAGGAGUGGGCUUUAUGCUAUGAAUCCUCGCCCGCGGCUGGGGAUGCUGUUUGUGCGUUUAAUGGGACGGGAUAUACGCGGAAAGGAGCUACUGUUGCGGUUCCGGAGACGGGGAUCUGUGAAGAUGAGAUUGAUUUUGUUUCUUUGGGGGAGGAGGUGAGCUCGAGGCUGAGUUAUGGAUUAGGGUCUGGAUCAAGUCCUACGAUUGUGUCAUCUUUGGAUGCAGGUUGGAGCUCUUUCCGGCCGGUUACUACGCCUGGGAUUGGUGAGGUGGGGGAGUCGGUGCAGAGAAACAGGAAACAAAGGCUUUGUUUUGAGCGUGGGAGGCCGAGGGCUGUGGAUCCUGGGGAUUGGAAUAGGGUUGUUACGCUGCUUGGUUCGGGGUCCGGUUGGAGGUCCUUGGGUGAUGGGGUCGGCGGGUCUCAGGAGACGACUAGAGUCGGUGGAGGGUGGCUACGUCUGGGUUGGGGUUGGAUUCUACUAGUGCUCUUGCGAGUGCGUAUGUCUCGGUUUCGACUGGGAGCUUACCGCUUUGGAAUGGUACCUCGGCGAUUGGGCUUCCUGUUGUGA
Molecule: messenger RNA, 801 nt
Organism: Aspergillus nomiae NRRL 13137
Lineage: Eukaryota; Fungi; Ascomycota; Eurotiomycetes; Eurotiales; Aspergillaceae
Exons: 4
Coding region: 1-801 (266 amino acids)
Source: RefSeq, a predicted model, not a curated record